Olea europaea var. sylvestris is the source of this 1227-nucleotide messenger RNA. RefSeq lists its product as uncharacterized. The coding region runs from base 1 to 1227 and encodes 408 amino acids. NCBI's taxonomy places the organism in Eukaryota, Viridiplantae, Streptophyta, Magnoliopsida, Lamiales, Oleaceae. The transcript is spliced from 4 exons. The record is from RefSeq and is a predicted model, not a curated record.
AUGCCUAGCUAUGCAAAGUUCUUGAAGGACAUAUUAUCAAAUAAACGCAAGCUAGGGGAUCACGAGACAGUAAUGCUAAUAGAGGAAUAUAGCACCAGAAUUCAGAAAAAGGUCCCACCAAAAUUGAAAUAUCCAGGGAGUUUUACUGUUCCUUGCACGAUUAGUGAAAAACUUGGCUUGGGAAAGGCUAAGACAACUACUGUAACGCUGCAGCUGGCUGACAGAGCUUUAAUCGACGUUCAGAACAAGCAGUUAAUUUUGAGACUGGGAGAAGAACAGAUCUCGUUUAAUGUCUUCAAGAUAAUGAAACUACCUACAGAGACAGAUAGAUGUUUCCAGAUCGAUGUGAUUGACAAGGUGGUCCAAGACUCAUUCUUCCUACAUAACCGAUCAGAUACGUAUGAAGGUUGCAUUGUACAUUCGCAGUCAACGCAGUCUGAUUCAGUGGAGAUGGAAACAUGUGCAAAAUUUUUGGACACUAACCCACCGUACACACGCAAAAGAUAUUUUGAGGAGCUAGGAACAGAACCCACAAAACCACUACCGUCCAUUCAGCAUCUACGAAAAUUGGAACUCAAGCAAUUACCACCUCAUCUCAGAUAUGCAUACUUGGGAAAGUCAUGUACACUUCAUGUGAUCAUCUCUAACAUAGUCAGUAAAGUGGAAGAGGAGAAACUGCUUAGAGUACUUAGGGAGAAUAAGACGGCAAUUGGAUGGAUCAUAGUAGAUAUCAAAGGGAUCAGCCCUUCACUGUACAUGCAUAAGAUUCUCAUGGAAGAGAAUUUUCGGCCAACCAUAGAGAGUCAGCGAAGGUUGAACCCAAAUAUGAAGAAAGCGGUUAGAGCAGAGUGCAGCAACAAAGAAAGAUCACUUUUCUCUUCUGUUUAUAGACCAAAUGCUGGAAAGAUUAGCAAGCCACUCACAUUACUAACUCAUCGACGGUAUUCAAGUUACAAUCAAGUACUAGUGGCACCAGACGAUCAAGAGAAAAUGAUAUUCACUUGCCCUUAUGGUACUUUCGCAUACCGCAGAAUGCCUUUCCACCUUUACAAUGCCCCAGCCACAUUUCAACGAUGUAUGAUGGCGAUUUUUUCAGACAUUGUAGAGAAAUUUAUAGAGAUAUUUAUGGAUGACUUCUCGGUCUUCGGGUCUUCGUCUGACGAGUGUUUAGAACACUUAAAUUUGGUAUUACAGAGAUGCAGGGAAACCAAUUUAGUAUUGAACUGA